Messenger RNA from Octodon degus (degu), 2071 nucleotides. It is a transcript of the gene Naaa, whose product is annotated as N-acylethanolamine acid amidase. Gene Ontology annotation, molecular function: fatty acid amide hydrolase activity. The transcript is spliced from 10 exons. Bases 96 to 1082 code for a protein of 328 amino acids. Gene Ontology annotation, cellular component: lysosome. Gene Ontology annotation, biological process: fatty acid metabolic process. The record is from RefSeq and is a predicted model, not a curated record. NCBI's taxonomy places the organism in Eukaryota, Metazoa, Chordata, Mammalia, Rodentia, Octodontidae.
GCCUCGCCUCGGCUCAGGCUCCGCCCAGCUGCCCCAGGUCGUCACAGUCUCUUGCCAGCGCAGAGGUUCGGUCUCCAGGUCUGCUGGCCGGAGGCAUGCGGGCGCCAGUACUUCUGCUGCUGCUGCUGCUGCUGCUGGCCGGAGCCGUGCCGCAUUCCACGAAGCGGUCCCUCGUGCCACCGCGCGUCAACGUGAGUCUGGAUGAGGCACCCGCCGCUCGCUGGCUGCCGGCGCUGCGUCUCUUUGACCCGGGCCUGGUGCGCUCCGCGGUGGCACUGAUCGUGGGAGACAGAGUCCCCAAGUGGGUCCUCGAGGUGAUCGGAAAGUUGGUGGCAGAAAUGGAGAGCUUUCUGCCUCAGCCCUUCACGGAGGAGAUUCGCGGCAUUAGCAACUUUCUGAACCUCAGCCUGACUGAUGGUCUUCUCAUCAACCUGGCCUACGAGUCCUCUGCAUUCUGUACCAGUGUUGUAGCCCAAGACUCCAGAGGCCACAUUUAUCAUGGUCGAAAUCUGGACUAUCCUUUUGGAGAGCUUCUACGCAAGCUGACAGUGGAUGUGCAGUUCUUAAAGAAUGGGCAGAUUGCAUUCACAGGAACUACUUUUAUUGGUUACGUGGGAUUGUGGACUGGUCAAAGCCCACACAAGUUCACAGUGUCUGGUGAUGAGCGAGAUAAAGGCUGGUGGUGGGAGAAUGCGAUUGCCGCCCUCUUCCAGGGCCACUCUCCUGUCAGUUGGCUCAUCCGCACUACCCUGAGUGAGUCAGAAGACUUUGAAACAUCCGUUUAUAAAUUGGCCAAGACUCCCCUUAUUGCUGAUGUUUAUUAUAUUGUUGGUGGCACAGCCCCUCGGGAAGGAGUGGUCAUCACUAGGAACAGAGGGGGCCCAGCAGACAUUUGGCCUCUAGAUCCUUUGAAUGGAGCGUGGUUCCGAGUUGAAACGAAUUAUGACCACUGGAAGCCAGUGCCUAAGACAGAUGACCGAAGAACACCUGCUAUCAGAGCUCUGAAUGCCACAGGGCAGGCAAACCUCAGCCUGGAGGCACUGUUCCAGGUUUUAUCAGUGGUUCCAGUUUAUAACAAGUAAGUCACAUGAAACCCAAGAAGAAUAGCAUUUAAAUGACAAUGACCACAGAGCCAGGUGCCUACUCCCAGACCCUCCCUGGUGACGAUGAACCCCCAGAAGGCAGAGGGUUGUGAGCUUAUCUGAGUGGACUCUGUACCACACUGCCUCCUAGUUCUGGGUUUCAAACUCACAUCCUCCCUCACAAGUACUCUAUCCUUUGGUGUUCAGUAGAGGAAGUCUUAGAACAGAAAAGGACUGUGGGUAAAGGCCUGUAGUCCUAGCUAGGGCCUGUGAGGGACCCUCCAUAAGUGUUGGAUAAACUCCAUGCUGUGCACAGUGCUGUUGCAGCUGGCUCUGCCUACUUAGCACCCCAGGUCCCAGUGCUGCAGCAUGUCUUCCUCCAUUCCCAACACAGGAAGGAGCAGGAAUGCAGGCUAGCCUAUGUGUGUGUGUGUGUGUGUGUGUGUGUGUGUGUGUGUGUGUGUGUGUGUGUAUGUGUGUGUACACAUAUGCCCAGGUCACUUGGGUCUCUUGCUGUCAGACUGUAGAACAAGUGACAUUGCACUUGUCCUCCUUGGACCUGGCCAGGGACAUCUGAGCUUCCAGCCUUCUAGCCCUUCCCUUCUUGAUAAGAUGCAUAGCCAGGCCCAUGCAGAAUGUGGACCAAGACCUAGGACCCUCUGCGUGAACAGUCUUCUCCCCUGCAUGGUCUCCUGAUGGUGGUGGCAGCCACAGUGGAUGUGGGGGCUAAAGGAUAAAGACCCCUUGAGGGGCAGGAUGGAGCCAGGGUGAAAGCCUGGCUGGCUAUCAGGGCUGCAGCAUGGAGCUACGAGGAAUGUAAGAAUCUAAAAUCACAAAUUGGCUUCUAAGGUAUUGUCAAAGUACACUUUGAAUUCAUGAUUCACACACUGUAAACCUUUACAUGGGUCUCUGUCUGUAUCCUUGUCCUAGAACCCAAGUGUUCAGGAUGGCCUUGACACUUCUGCCUUCUUUUGGAAUAUUAGGGGGAA